Messenger RNA from Gaeumannomyces tritici R3-111a-1, 961 nucleotides. RefSeq names its product 3-oxoacyl-[acyl-carrier-protein] reductase. Gene Ontology annotation, molecular function: oxidoreductase activity, acting on the CH-OH group of donors, NAD or NADP as acceptor. The record is from RefSeq and is a predicted model, not a curated record. Bases 1 to 822 code for a protein of 273 amino acids. Lineage: Eukaryota; Fungi; Ascomycota; Sordariomycetes; Magnaporthales; Magnaporthaceae. The transcript has 2 exons.
AUGACAACCGCCCGCUCCCAGAAGACAAACUACGCUCUCCCACUGCAGGGAAGGACUGCAUUGGUGACCGGUGCCUCCAAGGGGAUCGGCGUCGGCAUCGCGCUCGAACUCGCGAGACAGGGAGCCAAUGUCAUCAUGGGCUACUCGACAGAGUCAAGCGCCGCCAAAAUAGAGGAGCUCAAGCGCGAGAUUACGGCACUCCCCCACAAGCCCAGAGCCUACGGCCUCCGAGGGGAUGUGGGCGCGCCCGACGGCCCGGCACAGAUGGUGGCGGAGCUCGCGCGGGAGAUUACCUGGUCUGACUCGGGCGGCUUCGGGCUUGACAUUCUGGUAAACAACGCCGCCGUCGCGCCCAACGUGCCCGUGGCCGACACGACGCCCGAGUUCUUCGACGGCGUUUACAGCGUUAACCUGCGCGGGCCCGUGGCGCUCGUGCACGCGUUGCUGCCCUAUAUCCACCGCCCGGGCGGGCGCGGGCGCAUAAUCAGCAUAUCGUCCAUCGCGUCCCGCGCCGGCCUCCCAGGCUUGUCGGCGUACGGCGCCUGCAAGGGCGGGCUCGAGGCCGCGACCAGGGCUUGGGCGACGGAGCUCGGCGAGCACGGGACGACGGCCAACGCCGUCAGCCUCGGCCCGAUAGACACCCGCAUGUCGCAGGCUCAGCCCGGGGGGCUUUUGGCGGAUUUGCUGGCUCAAACACUGCUGCAGAAUCGAUUCGGCACUGUCGAGGAGGUCGCCACCACGGUGGCAUGGCUGGCCAGCCCGGCUGCGUCGUGGAUCACUGGGCAGACCAUCUGCGCCAGUGGAGGGCUUCUUUACCGUUGAGGAGAUCCCUGGAGGUGGCGAGAUCUUGAGACCUGGAUAGCGGAGCAUAUAUAGCGCACAAAGAGGAAAUGAUCGCUGAGAUUGGGCAUUAUUGUGAGACCUCGACAGGUCGUCGGCGCUGCUGUAAUUGAUAAAGAGC